AUUGACUCGCGAUUCGAUCCCUCAAUCAAGGCCGGCGAUUAGUUACCGUUUGUGGCACAUAGUCAUUGUAACUGGCAUCGACAGAGGAGAGACAAACUACGUUACUUCACUGUUGUUCUCCGCCAUGCAGAACCCGUGGCCUGGAGUGCAUGCAGAAUGAAAUUGCUCCUCGAGACGUCUGGAUGGUCCAGUGGCUCGGUGUCCACGAGUAGCGCUUACGAGUGCUAUUCGGUACCGGUGCAUCGAGCGCGAGAUAUACUGUUCCUCUUCUCAACAAUUUCCUGUUGACUGGUGUUGUAUGUAAGUACGUGUACAUGUACAGAAAUGAUAAGAAUUCUACUUACAACGUCACAGUGGAUGGUGGCUACUAUCUGCGUGUCCGGAAUAAUGGAAGGAAUGCGGGAUAAAAGCCAGCAGCAACGUGUUGCUACUGAAUCUUCUACAGUGUUGGGGUUUGCUGCACUAAACAUUGAGUCAUCCCUGCGUUGUGGCGUCAAUGCCGAGCGCCGUGAUCAGAGCUGCGUAUUUGAGAACCUGUGCUACUGGCCGCGGUACGAUAGUUUUGUGUUUGUUCAUGGCGAAGACUCGGUACAGUCGGGCAUGCCGCGUGACCGGUUUAGCGAAGCGUUCCUGGACUUAUCUAGCGUGGACAAGCACAAUAAUAUGUACUUUGAGUUCAGUGAUGUGUCACGGCAUGCAUUAGCUGGACUCAACGUGGUCUUCCAAGCUGGACAGCAUGUUCUGUUGAAACGAUUCCACCCGGAUAACAUCAUGCAUGUGCUGCAUGAUGAUAUCCUGCCGCUAUACCACACGCUGCGACGCUGGGGUUCUUGCAGACACACCGUGACUAAUAAUCAACCUCCCCGGGAACAUGAACUUGGCGGAACGUGUGGCCCUCGGCAUUCUGGGCACGACACAUCGCAACAGGUAUGGUCCGUGCAGAGCGACGGUGAACAUAAAACACACUCCAGCACUGACCCAUCUACAUCAACAUUGCAUGGUGGCGAGCAGCAUGUGCCUCCCAGCCGAGGGCACACGAGCCAACAGCAUGACAAGUAUGCAUCUGGAACAUGCGAUCGCAGUCCCGGCAUGCCCGGAAUAGAGGCAUGCGAUCGCAGUCCCGGCAUGCCCGGAAUAGAGGCAUGCGAUCGCAGUCCCGGCAUGUCAGAUGAGGCAUGCGAUCGCAGUCCCGGCAUGGCAGAUGAGGCAUGCGAUCGCAGUCCCGGCAUGUCAGAUGAGGCAUGCGAUUGGCCAUCAGUGGUGUUUGUUGAUACUCGCGAUCACGGACCAUGGUUUGAAUGGCUGCAAAUGCUCUCUGGAAAAGGUCUCCUGAUCAGUAUGUCUGAUAUCAAUAGCCGUGGUGCGGACACGUUGACAUGUUUUGAGCAUGCAACCAUAGGUCUGGACAAGACCUCUACCUGGUAUCAGUACGGUUUUGAUUCAGGACCACAAGGUGCCAUUCCUGAUAGCAAUGCCUCAGCUGCACAUAUUCGUCAGUUCGUGAAGUUCGCGUAUGUGUCCUAUGGCUUACAGCAGCCAGGCAAAGUCCCUGAAUCUUUCAGCAGCUCCAUUGAACACCGGGAUACAUGGCACACCUGCAUUCUUGCCAGGAAGCAUACACGUCUGAUCCUCAACGAGCAAGAACUGGUGUCCUGGCUAACAGAGAGAUACUCAUUGCCAACUGAUGUUAUUUACAUCGAGGAGAAGUCUCCUCAAGAGCUCAUAGCGGCCAUGCGCUGCUGCCAUACUCUUGUUGGGAUGCACGGCUCUGCUCUGAUUCUCGCCAUGUUCUUGCCUCCUGGCGCCGCACUCCUGGAACUCUUUCCGUUUGCUAUUGCUGCUGACAAGUUCACGCCAUACAAGACCAUGGCAGGACUGCUAGGUGACUAUCUUGUCUAUGAUGCAUGGGUUAACACGAAUGAAAGACUUACUGUAACUCACGCUGAUAGAGGCAAAGAGCUGGGAGGACUUUCACAUCUACCUGCCAGUGAGCAGAACCAGAUCAAGCGUAGCUCUCUUGUCUUGCCAAAGCCCUGCUGCGACGAUCCAGAAUGGCUAUACCGAAUCUAUCAGGACACAACGAUUGACAUUGCAAGCCUCUCGGCAGCAGUUGAUGAUUUGGAUGAGGCCGCUGAACAACUUAGACGAAGGCUAGCUAAACAGGGUGAAUCUCAUACUGGAACUUUGCCAAUGUUUCUAGACCGACCUGGGGAUGUGUCUUGCCAAACUCGUGGCGAUGGUAUCCUUGGCCAAUGGAAGAAACCUUGGAAUGUGGAUUAUGCAAUGUUGCGCAAUGCAGAGCAUGUCGCAUCAAAUUCAGAAGAGAAUGCAAUUUGGUAUGAGGUGUGGAUUCAGGGUGCGAGUAGAGCGGAUUACAAAGCAUUCAUGACACAAGCAGUAAGUAUCCAAGUGCAGCUUGCUGAGCUACACAAUGACUCCAGCUACAUUCUAUGGGUGCGUGCUAUGUCGGGGCUUGAGGCGACCCCAGGACCAUUUGCCUCAGCUGUGUUCUGUCUCACUGCCUGACACUACACAGCCAUAGUGAUGAUAUGUGAUGAUGAUGAUGUAGCUUGCUGACUCAUUUGCAAACACACUGAUAGUUGUGAUCCACACUCCUAAAGUCUGCUUGAUCUUGACUUAUAAAAAAUUCCGCAAUUUAUCAUGGUACCAUUCCUGGAAGAUAUGGCUGUUAGCUUCUGCUUCUAUUUUAUUUAUACUCUUUACAAACUUCUAGUCGUGUAGAGUGUCUGUGAGGAUGGCAACUCUUGAAUCUCUCCAGAGUGUGGUGUACGGCACACACAACCAGG
Messenger RNA from Sycon ciliatum, 2807 nucleotides. RefSeq names its product protein O-linked-mannose beta-1,4-N-acetylglucosaminyltransferase 2-like. The record is from RefSeq and is a predicted model, not a curated record. Gene Ontology annotation, biological process: protein O-linked glycosylation via mannose. Gene Ontology annotation, molecular function: protein O-acetylglucosaminyltransferase activity. NCBI's taxonomy places the organism in Eukaryota, Metazoa, Porifera, Calcarea, Leucosolenida, Sycettidae. The transcript has 6 exons. The coding region runs from base 325 to 2526 and encodes 733 amino acids. Gene Ontology annotation, cellular component: endoplasmic reticulum.